This is a messenger RNA of Colletotrichum navitas, 460 nucleotides long. RefSeq lists its product as uncharacterized. The coding region runs from base 127 to 393 and encodes 88 amino acids. The record is from RefSeq and is a predicted model, not a curated record. Lineage: Eukaryota; Fungi; Ascomycota; Sordariomycetes; Glomerellales; Glomerellaceae. The transcript is spliced from 2 exons.
CGUCAACCCAACGGCCCAUCUCCGUCGAUCGUUUCCCCCCUGUUCCCCCCACACUCAUGGCGGUUGUUCCAUCAGUCCACUCCCCGUCUCGUCUCUCGGGUAAGACCUCUCUCUGCUCUCGGCACGAUGGCGGCUCGACAAGAUUCCAACAACAUUGCAUGGGACCGAACCGAUGACCUGUGGGAUGAAGCGGCCCUGGGGCCCCCCGUCUGCAACGACGUGGCGGCGGUCCACAACUCGACCAGCGUGGAUGACAUCCUGUCCCUCAUCCGGGACGACGGCGACGACGAGUGGCUCGCCGCCUCGACCUCUCCCGGCCUGCUGGGUGUCAUAGUGAGGAUAAAGUUCAGGAUCUACCCCGACUUCAAGGUCUACGCGCAACAGAAGACGUGAGAGAGCGACGAGGCCUCCUCCCCUCUUUCACUGUCUGUCGCCGGCGAGGCGGGCCCGACUUCUUCGG